GUUAUUAUUUGUUUGUCAUCCAGUAUAAAAUCAUUCCACCCUUUAGACUUCUUUCCUACCACCUUUUUACAACAUCCAGUUUUUUGUCUCCUCGGUGAGCCGUGCAUCCUCCUCUUUUCUCUUCUCUUAAUCUUCUCAGCGAGCAAAUCCUCCGCUUUCUUACCUUUAUUUUGCACUAUUUUAAUAUCAGCAAAGCUAUUGAACGAACAUUUUGUCUGUUUGCUUUGCACAUACUUUUUUGGCGUUUAAGUUUUUGUCCACUCCACAAAACUGAGAACUUCAUUCCUUGUUCAUUCUCUCAUUCCAUUGCGCCAAAUCUCUUGCUCAUUAGCCAUCAACAGAAAACCAUAGCAAUACCCUUUUUAUUUUAUUAUUUUUUUGUAUAUUUUUUAUAAUUUCACUACACAAAAUGAUGCUAUCACUACCUAGACGUACGUUGACUCUGUGCGCACUACUGGCAGCCGUUACGUUCACGUUAGCCCAACAAUCAAUUAGUGCUAGUACCAUUACAAUGACUGCUGAUGUAAAUACAACCACACCUACUACCAACUUUUUUCUCCCAACCAGUACCCCUCCUUCAUUACCACCAUCAAUAUCCCAACCUUCUCCCCCGGCACCCGGCCAAGGAACACAUAUUUGCCCUGGCCCAUUGAUCCCUAACACACAUAACCUCAGUAUACAGACAUGUAUGGAAGGAUGCUGCAUCAAAUGUCCGGCGGUUAACAGCUUCUAUGAGCCAAACAAGGUGGAAAAUGUCCUGUAUAUAGCUUAUGUGACCCGUCAGGUCUCAUUGGUCUUCGCUGUCUUCAUGGCACUCUCAUACUUGCUCCUUCCGGGAAAAAGGUCACAGCCACACAUUUCAGUUCUCUUCUUGACAGUAUCAUUAUCACUCUGGUACGUUUCAUUUGAUAUUAUGCCUGGCAUAUCUAAUGCCUGUAUCAAUGAAUUCGAACACUCCACAGGACAAAACUCGAAGCUAUGCGGCAUUCAGGGCGUGCUGAUCAUCUAUUUUACUCAGACCUGCUCACUCUGGUGUUCCCUGCUCAUUUACAAAUUGCAUAUGCUGGCUGUGUGGCGGAGUGACAUUAUUGAUCGCUAUUAUGGCUGGCUCACAGGCUUUUGUUGGAUCUUUCCAUUAGCGUUUGCCAUACCUGUUGCUGUUAAGAAUCUGUCACAGUAUCCGGGCAUCGGAUUCAGCUGCCUCGUCAGCACAGAAAACCUCAACACAUACCUGUUUUACCCGAUCGCCAUUUAUAUAUAUCCAGGCAUAUUGGCCCAUGCCUUUACGGUCGCCAAGAUGGUCCAUUUAGCAAUUUUGACUUCUAAUCUUGACGCUGGCUUGUCGGAGCUGUCAUCAAGUGCGAAAAUGAGAAUCACUACGACCAUGCAAGCCAAACGACUCCUCCGUGGCCAAUGGCGCCCUGCUUUAAUGGUUGGAACAGUGUUAGCCUCUCUGACAGUAUUCUGGCUCUUCUAUUUCAUAGAGGCUCGCCGCCUGGCGCAAGACACAGAUUGGAUUGCGGGUUGGCUGGAAUGCGUCAAUGAACACGGAAAAAAGAUGUUGCCCCCUGAUGAAGUACAGACCAUCUGUGCCAAAGUAGUUGCAUCACAUCUGCCGUCUAUCCCAUGGUUCACUGUAGCCGAGAUGCUUCUAGCUGUGAUUGGCAUUAUUGUAGCGCUGGUCUUCAUUACCAAAGCAGAGUUUUGGUCAGAUUGGGGCUUCCUGCUCAGUAACAUUCUUAGUCGUGGCAAAUUGGGGAAAGGCAAUCGCGGACAAAGGUCGCACGACGGUGUGAAACCACCAGACAUGGAGCGUCCUCGCUACAACAACCCCAGCUCAUAUCAAUACAAUGAUCCUAAUAUAAAGAAGGGAGUUCGUGUUGGAUAUAAUGAUACUCUGCCUGAUCACCUUAAAGGACACAAUGGAUUGGUCAACCUGGAUUAUAGCCCCCAUAGCAACCAGGCUGCGCAACAGCACAACAUGGACGAUCUCUUCGAUAAGGAGUACGGUUUGCCAGAAACUGAUUUACAGAGGAAUUUGAGUUAUGGGUCCAAAGCAGAUAUAGCGUCUACCUCAUUGCCCAGUACAGAACCGCCACACUACCUCACAGGCAGCGUUCAGAACCCACAUUUAGGCGAUAUUCUCGGUAACUACUCAUCAGCCCAGGAGAAUAAAGCAUGGACCAUCGAUACCCAAACGCUGACCAAUCCAGUAAAGGCGUAUCUGGUCGCGAAUGACAGCAGUGAUCGCUAUGUGGAUCAGCCUGUUGUCCCACUCCCAGUGCCACGCGCUAGUAUCAAAACAAGAGCUAACCAUCAGCAAGCAUCAUCCCCCAUAUUCCUUUCCAGCCCGACUCAUUCACCAAUGUUUGCACAGACAUCUCUUUCACCAAUGCCACCAAAGCCCUCCAAUCAGCUAUCUAUGCCAUUUGCAGUUAGGCAAUCUUUGCCGGAUUCAGCGACAAGCGUACAACCUCAACCUUCUCCAAUUGCACCAGCAGCAAUGACGACGUCGGCCCCUCCUACAUCAACAAACAUGGCCUUUUAUAACUGGAAUGACAGCACAGACAAAAUUAUGGUAGCCUCGCGAGAAAGUAUAAGUGGCAUCAAUGGCCGCGUUGGGAAUGGAGGAGCUACAGCAGCUGUAGUAUCUGUCAAAGGAUCUAGUAAAACUUGGCAGAAGAAACAGAGUCCUGAUUCAGUGAAACGAAAUAACAGCACCGGCAGUGCAAGUCAUACCAAGGAUAUCUCUAAUUUUUAUGCAAGAGGCAGGCCGAUAAAAACCCCAAGUACAUUGGAUCUGCGAACCAAAAGCCUAUCGCCUCCAGCUAUACCUCGGAAGAGCCCUGCAAGGCAAAAUAGCCUGCAUCAACGAAAACUCUCGGAGCCAAACAAAGAGCAACAGCAAAAACAACUCAUCUACUCAACCCCUAUUUCAGUCACAUUCCUGCCACAAACAGUAAAUAAAUAAAUAAUCAUGAAUGACGGAG
Lobosporangium transversale is the source of this 2990-nucleotide messenger RNA. RefSeq lists its product as hypothetical. Gene Ontology annotation, molecular function: transmembrane signaling receptor activity. Gene Ontology annotation, cellular component: membrane. Lineage: Eukaryota; Fungi; Mortierellomycota; Mortierellomycetes; Mortierellales; Mortierellaceae. Gene Ontology annotation, biological process: cell surface receptor signaling pathway. The record is from RefSeq and is a predicted model, not a curated record. The coding region runs from base 410 to 2971 and encodes 853 amino acids. The transcript is spliced from 3 exons.